Messenger RNA from Cheilinus undulatus (humphead wrasse), 1576 nucleotides. RefSeq names its product E3 ubiquitin-protein ligase TRIM35-like. Lineage: Eukaryota; Metazoa; Chordata; Actinopteri; Labriformes; Labridae. Bases 51 to 1511 code for a protein of 486 amino acids. The record is from RefSeq and is a predicted model, not a curated record. Gene Ontology annotation, molecular function: zinc ion binding; protein binding. The transcript has a single exon.
UGUCUGAUGAGCCUGAUGAGUGUUUAAGAAAAGCUUUAGAAAAACUGAAAAUGGCGGGGAAAAUGGAUCUUUUCAAACAUUUUCUGAACUGCCGCUUGUGUUUGGAGACUUUCACAGAUCCUGUGUCUCUGACCUGCAACCACAGCUUCUGCUCAAGCUGCCUACAAAACUUUUGGAAACAGGCUGGCGACCAGAAAUGUCCAGUCUGUCAAAGGAGAUCCUCAAAAGGUUACCCAGGCGUGAACUUUCCACUCAAGGAACUGGCCGACUUUUUUGCUGCAAGUCAGGCUAAGAGCUCAUGUGAGCCACAAAAAAAGAAGAAGAAAGAGGAGAUUGUGUGUGAUCAACAUCCAGAGGUCUCUUAUUGGUUCUGUGAGGAUGAAAACAGAACUGUGUGUCCUAUUUGUGAGUUUUCUUUCCACCAGACUCACAAAGUGACUCCUGUAGAACAAGCAACCCAUGACCUGAAGGAGCAGCUGAAGUCUGACUUAAAGUGUCUACGGGAAAAGAGUACCAAAUACAAACAAGUGGAGGAAACGUACAAUAAAGUGCUUGAACACUCCAAGAAGCAGCUGUUGGCCACAGAGAGUCAGAUCAAAGCAGAAUUCAUCAAGCUCCAUCAGUUCCUGAAAGAGGAAGAGGAGUCCAGACUGGUAGCUGUGAGGGAGGAAGAGGAACAGAAGAGGAAGAUCAUCAGCAAAGAUAUUAAGAAGAUUCAGCAGCAGAUCUCCUCUCUGUCACAAAGUAUCAGUGCUGUUGAAGAGGAGCUGAAGAAACACAACGUGUCCUUCCUCAGCAGUUAUAAAGCCACUCAGACCACAGCCAGAGAAAAGUGUUCAAUGUCAGAUCCAAAGCUGGUCCCAGGAGCACUGAUAGAUGUGGCUAAACAUGUGGGCAACCUGUCCGUAAAAGUGUGGGAGAAGGUAAAGGACAAGCUCCACUUUAGUCCAGUCAUUCUGGACCCAAACACUGUGAACCCCUGUCUUCACCUGUCUGAUGAUCUGACCAUCUUGAAACCAGGAAACACACAGCAGCCUCCGAAUAAUCCAGAGAGAUUCUCUACGUAUUCUGUCGCUCUGGGUUCUGAGGGCUUCAGCUCAGGGAGACACAGCUGGGAGGUGGAAGUGGGAGACAAUGAUGUCUGGUUUUUGGGUUUGGCUCAAGAGUCGGUGGAUAGGAGGGGAGAGAUAUCUGCAACCCCUGAGUAUGGAAUCUGGUGUUUGAAGCAUCACACUGGAAAAUACACAAAUGGUCUUAAUCACAUCGUCACAGAGAAGAAGAAUCUGCAGAAAAUCAGAGUCAAGCUGGACUAUGAAAAGGGGGAGGUUUCCUUUUACGACCCUGAAGACAAUUCACACAUAUACACUCACAAAGCCACUUUCACUGGGAAGGUUUUCCCUUACUUUGGUAUUGCAAAGCCUGGUGAUGCAAAAACCACUGAUGUCAAAAUCUGCACGUCUUCUUAUUACAAUUUUUUAAAAUCUCAAACCACUGUUAAAUUUGCCGACUAAAACUACGGCUAAAAUUGUUCGUCAGAAGCCUCUUUCUUCACUGGACUAAGCUGGACUGAGACUAA